AUGAGGUCGUGCUCAUGGAUUCAGGGACCGUUCGGAAAGCUGGUGGCCGAGAGGAAGAAGCCUGUAGGUCUUCAGGCUUCUGGUUCCUCCCUGAUGCUGGCAAGAAGAAGGGGGCAUGUCCCCGAUGGGCUGGAGGUGAUCUCCCCGCCCAGGACUCUGGCCAACAAGGAGAAGCCGAGGGAGAGGACAGUAACAGAGAAGAAAAGCCUUCUCCAGCAGCGCCGGGAGUCACUGGGAGUUUGUUUUACAGAUAAGGAGCAAUCGGCGCGAGUGCUGAACGACGUGCCCAGUGCUGAAGCUUUCAUCCAGUCCGCCCCGGUUACCGUCGUCGGGUUUCUCCAGGAUCUGAAGUCCUUGGAGGCCGAGGCUUUCAGUGAUGUGGCUCAGAAGCUGAAAAGAUUGUCUUUCGCCGUAACCUACAACACAACCGUCUGGGAGAAGUUUAACAUCAGCAGGAGCACCAUCACCCUUUUCAAAGAGUUCGAUGAAGGGCGCGCUGACUAUGCCUUCGAGGAAGGUCACCUGAAGCCGAACGUCACGAAGAUUAUUCACUUCUUGCGGCACAACGAACUCCGCCUGGUGACCGAGUACAAUCCCACGUAUGCAGGCCAGAUCUUCGGGUCUGGGGUUCCUACUCAGCUCCUUCUGCUUGUCAGCAAGACAUCAAAAGAAUAUCAGCCUCUGUUCGACAAGUUCAAAGGUGUAGCCCCUGAGUUUCUGGGGAAGGUCAUCUUUGUUCUGGUCAACACAGACAAGAAGGAGAACCGACGAGUGACUACGUUCUUCAAAGUGAAGGAGCCAGAUUUGCCUGCGAUCUGCCUCUUUCACGUGGAGACAAACGCAGCGAAGGCGAUGAAGGUCAGUGAAAUCAGCCCUGGUGUCAUACGGAGGUUCUACACUGACUUCAUAGGAGGUAUUGAGGAGUUUCUUCAAGAUGGUCCCAGCAGGGACUUAAAAUUGCAGCCCUGGGAGACGUUCGGUAAUCCCAUGAUUGCACCCGGCAGCGGAAAGAUCCGUGACUUUGGUGGACACAGAUGAGAAGAAGAAUUCUUUCACACUUUUUGUUAACAUCAAAGUGAGGCCCCCAAAGAAUUCAUCGGAUCAGCCGAGAAAGAAGAAACCUUCAUGGGCACGCAGUCGGCAAACAACUUUGUGAGGAGAAAGAGACAUGCCUAUGGGUGCUACCACCACGUACCAUCGUACGAGAGAUGCUGCUCGGCCUUUCGUGCUCUUUCAGUGCCUUGCACCAGAUUACAGCAGCCCUCGAAGGUGCAGCAAUGACAGUGUGGGUUCUCCCUCAGUACAGUACCAAAGAACAGCACUACAACCUUCAGAUCCCAGAGAGACACUGAUUACCAAGAAGCAAGUCAGAUCAGUAUUGGGAUCUUCAUAAUGCACACUGCAACCAAUCAGGCACCAACAUUCACAACUUAGAGCGGCUUAAUUAAUUUCAACGGGGAGCACUGGGUACCUUCAGGAACACGCAGAGUGUCAGUUUGGUGGAGAUCGACGCCUGCUCGGUUAUGGAGUAAGUCAUUCAAAUUUCAGCUUUCGUACUAAGAUUAGAAGACUGACGUUUUUGUUUUAGCCAUGUUCUGAUUUUAUUUUGGAACAGGAUCUUGCUGGUGGAUGGAGCCACAGUAUGGUGGAGUGCAAACGAUUAUUUUAAGUUGCAAUGACCAAAAGCACAGUUUUAAACGAGGGCAUAAGCCGAAAGGAUGUGGAGUUCUUAUAUUACGUGUAUUGUUCCUCUGUGCAUGAUGUAAUGUAAACGAUUUUGAACGAGCAUUGAAAUAAUAUCCCAAGAUACAUCUUGUGCAAUCUUCUAACUCAGAUAUCUUUUUUUGCUAUGGAAAAUCAGAUGAAAAGGAUUGGAUUUUAUCCUUUCAAUCCCUCAC
Messenger RNA from Mobula hypostoma (lesser devil ray), 1898 nucleotides. RefSeq names its product endoplasmic reticulum resident protein 27. Bases 1 to 1038 code for a protein of 345 amino acids. Lineage: Eukaryota; Metazoa; Chordata; Chondrichthyes; Myliobatiformes; Myliobatidae. The record is from RefSeq and is a predicted model, not a curated record. Gene Ontology annotation, molecular function: protein disulfide isomerase activity. The transcript is spliced from 11 exons. Gene Ontology annotation, biological process: protein folding; response to endoplasmic reticulum stress. Gene Ontology annotation, cellular component: endoplasmic reticulum.